This is a messenger RNA of Orycteropus afer afer, 798 nucleotides long. It is a transcript of the gene TK2, whose product is annotated as thymidine kinase 2. Gene Ontology annotation, molecular function: ATP binding; deoxynucleoside kinase activity. Gene Ontology annotation, cellular component: mitochondrion; cytoplasm. Gene Ontology annotation, biological process: nucleobase-containing compound metabolic process. Lineage: Eukaryota; Metazoa; Chordata; Mammalia; Tubulidentata; Orycteropodidae. The record is from RefSeq and is a predicted model, not a curated record. The coding region runs from base 1 to 798 and encodes 265 amino acids. The transcript has 10 exons.
AUGCUGCUGCGGCCGCUGCGGGACUGGGCCUCCCGGGCGUUACGCAGCGCGGGGCUGGGAAACCCCGGGAGCCCCGCCAGGGGACCCAGGCCGCGGGGCGCGCAGCGCCGAGCUGGACUUGCGGAGAGAGAAAGUGAAAAAGAGAAAAAAUCAGUGAUCUGUGUCGAGGGCAAUAUUGCAAGUGGGAAGACCACAUGCCUGGAGUUCUUCUCUAGCACAACAGACUUAGAGGUGUUUGCAGAGCCUGUGUCCAAGUGGAGAAAUGUCCGUGGCCAUAAUCCUUUGGGUCUGAUGUACCAGGACCCCUGCCGAUGGGGCCUCACGCUGCAGACGUACGUGCAGCUCACCAUGCUGGACCAGCACACCUGUCCUCAGAUGUCACCUGUACGGUUGAUGGAGAGGUCGAUUCACAGCGCAAGAUACAUUUUUGUAGAAAACCUGUAUAGAAGCGGGAAGAUGCCUGAAGUGGACUAUGUGGUUUUGUCGGAAUGGUUUGACUGGAUCGUGAAGAACAUUAAUGUGUCUGUUGAUUUGAUCGUUUAUCUCCGGACCACUCCAGAGACCUGUUACCAGAGACUAAAGAUGAGAUGCAGGGAAGAGGAGAAGGUUAUCCCAUUGGAAUACCUGGAUGCUAUCCACCACCUCUAUGAGGAGUGGCUCCUCAAAAGAAGCCCCUUCCCCGUGGCGGCCCCUGUUCUGGUGAUUGAGGCUGACCACGACAGGCAGAAAAUGUUAGAAAUCUUUGAACAAAACCGGGACCGAAUCUUAACGCCAGAGAAUCAGAAGCAUGGUCCGUAG